Messenger RNA from Drechmeria coniospora, 2856 nucleotides. RefSeq names its product TBC domain protein. Bases 1 to 2856 code for a protein of 951 amino acids. The record is from RefSeq and is a predicted model, not a curated record. The transcript is spliced from 3 exons. NCBI's taxonomy places the organism in Eukaryota, Fungi, Ascomycota, Sordariomycetes, Hypocreales, Ophiocordycipitaceae.
AUGCUGCCGAUGAGGUUUGCCUCGGUUCGGCAAAAGAGCCGGCCGGCCCUGAGCAGGCCAUCCUUCCUGGACGACCCAGGUCUCGUUGCCGUGCGAUACGAGAACACGAAGCAAGCAGAGCCACCCAUCCCGCUGCCGCCACCUCGCUCGCCGCUUCGCAUUCCGAGCGAGGCCAGCUCUUCGAGGUCCAUCAGCACGACGACGACGACGACGCACACGCCCUCGUCGCCCAUUUCUUCGCCCUGCAGCAGCCCCGUCGUCGUCGCGCCGCCGCCGAGCCAUCUGCCCUUCGCCGCCGCGCCGCCCACGGAGCAGCAUCCGGCCCUCCGAAGGCCACCCUUGGCGGCAACGGCGCGUGCCGUCGAGGACGGGAAGCGAGACUCGGGCCACGCACGCACCUCGACGUCGACGGCCACCAUCGACGAGGCCUGCGAGGAGUUUGGCGUCGAGCAUGACGAGAAAGCCCGCGCCGAGCUGGCAGCCUUGGUGGCAUCGGCCGCCGCCGCCGCGCGGGGAGGCCAGGAGCAACACGUCGAGCAUCCGUCGCCGGCAGGCCAGGCCAAGCAUCGUCCUGCUGCUGCCGGCGAGCCUCGGGCGGCGGAAGCGGCCGGAGCGCCGCCGACGACCUCUGCCGUGGCCGCCACGGCGCCUUCCACGCCGUCGCCCUCGUGCAGGGAGAUGCCACGCUUUCCCUCGUCCGAGCCGAGGGCCGUCCUCGACGCCCAUUAUUUUUCUUCGCCCGCGCCCACGGAGAGCGUGCGGGCGCGAGUUCGACGAAGCGAGGAAGCGCCAACCACCCCACGGACGGUAGCGCCGAUGCCGAUGCAACCUCAGCCCUUGCUGCGGGGCUCUGCGCCACCCGUCUCCUCUCGCCGGCAGCCACAAGCACGACAACCUUCGCCCAACGGCCCCCGAUCCGAUCCCUCGACACCGCCCAAAACGCCCAGCUUUUCGUCGUUCGAGGCCGACGACGACGCCGACGGCCAGUUCUCGCCCCUCGUCAUCUCCAUCCCCACCGACACCCUCAUCGAUCAUGAGUUCAUGGCCGGCUUCUCCUUCUCAAAACGCGGUAGCAUCAUUUUCCGAGGGCAGCGCGCCAUGGCUGCCGACGGCGCGGCCUCGCCGAGCCCUGGCUCGCUCGACGACGACGCCCCGCCGCCCCGGGUCAAGGUGUCUCCGAGCGAUGUGAGCGCCGCCGCCGCGCCGCCGCCCGACAUCCGCCUCCUCUCCGCCGACGUCGAGAAGGAGUCGCAAAAGGUCAGGUCGCUCUACCAAGCCGGCGACGCCCUCCACUGGGAGGACGGCGCGAGGCAUUCGUUCUGCGAGCGCCUGGAGCCGACGCCCGAGAUGCCGACCGAGGAGUCUACCGAUGGCCCGCCGUCGACGCAUCAUCUCGCCUCGGGCUUCCCCUCGUCGCCCUCUGCAGGCUCCUCGCUCCUGCAGCAGCGCGGCUCGAAACGGGACAGCGAGCUGGCCGGGGGCAUUGAGGACUGGGAGGACGUCGACGGCGCCGACGUCGACCGCUACGGCUUCAUCAACCCCUCGACGCCGCGCAUCGGCCCCCCGACGGAGCUCAAGUCGGCCCAGCACUCCCCGAGGCGGCGAGCCAUGCUCCAGAAGAGGGACCCCAUGGGCUUCUCCUCCCACCUCGGCGGCGGCCGCUUGCCGAGCCGCAAGGUGUCGGCCCGCUCGCUGAACACGCAAAACUCGGAAAUGUCGGUGGCCUCGCGGCGCUCGUCGCGCUCCGUCAUCCGCCAGGCCGGCAACCUGCUGCCCCACAACCGCAACAGGCGCUGGAUGGACGAGGCCGGGGACAUGCUGACGGUGUCGCCGAACCUGCAGGACGCCGUCGAGGAGGCGCAGGUGGGCAAGCUCUCCGAGGCACUGAAGCGCAAGGAGUGGGAGCGGUCCGAGAAGUGGCACAAGAUGGCCAAGGUGGUCCGGAGCCCCGUCCAGGGCCACGGCAUGGGCUUCGAGUUCGACGUCAGGAGCCCGAAGCUGAUCGAGCGGACGUGGAAGGGCAUCCCCGACCGGUGGCGCGCCGCCGCCUGGUGGUCCUUCCUCGCCACGUCGGCGCGCGAGCACGAGGGCUCGCCCUCGGCCGAGGAGAUCAUGGGCAGCUUCCAUCGCCUGCAGCAGACGAGCUCCCCCGACGACGUGCAGAUCGACCUCGACGUGCCCCGCACCAUCAACCGGCACAUCAUGUUCCGCCGGAGGUACCGCGGCGGCCAGCGCCUGCUCUUCCGCGUCCUCCACGCCCUCUCCAUCUACUUUCCCGAGACGGGCUACGUCCAGGGCAUGGCGUCGCUCGCGGCGACGCUGCUCUGCUACUUUGACGAGGACAAGUGCUUCGUCAUGCUCGUCUGGAUGUGGCGCUUCCGCGGCCUCGACCGGCUCUACCGCCCCGGCUUCGACGGUCUGAUGGCGGCCCUGCGGGAGUUUGAGACGCAUUGGCUCGACAAGGACGUGGCAAGCAACCUGGCCGAUCUUUGCGUCGACCCGACGGCCUACGGCACGCGCUGGUACCUGACGCUCUUCAACCUCUCGAUCCCCUUCCCCGCGCAGCUGCGCGUCUGGGACGUCUUCCUCCUGCUCGGCGUGGACGGCCAGCAGCCGAGCGCGGCCGGGGCGACGGACGAGGGCAAGGUCGUCGGGGCCGAGGCGCCCACGGGCCUCGACGUGCUGCACGCCACGAGCGCCGCCCUCGUCCAGGCCCUCCGCGAGGUGCUCGUCGACUCGGACUUUGAGAACGCCAUGAAGGCGCUGACGUCGUGGAUACCCGUCAAGGACGAGGACCUUCUCAUGAAGGUGACCAAGGCCGAGUGGAAGACACACCAGAGCCGGAGGAAGACGUAG